Syzygium oleosum is the source of this 1183-nucleotide messenger RNA. RefSeq names its product protein FMP32, mitochondrial-like. The record is from RefSeq and is a predicted model, not a curated record. Gene Ontology annotation, cellular component: mitochondrion. The transcript has 8 exons. Lineage: Eukaryota; Viridiplantae; Streptophyta; Magnoliopsida; Myrtales; Myrtaceae. Bases 253 to 963 code for a protein of 236 amino acids.
CAGUGGAUAACAUUAUUGCCAACAUCAGGAACAAAGACAAGCUUGUCUUGGUUUUGCCUCAUCUUGAUCUCGCUAGUCGACGAGCUUCUUCGAUCGAUUGGGUCGGGCUUAUGACGUGAACGUGAUCUCCUUUCGAGCCUAAUGUGAUCGGACAGAUUUAGAAAGGUCUCUUGCCCAAUUGGUUUACAUUUGCCAACUGUUCUGGUCAGCCUUUUGGAUUUCUAGAUUUGGCAUUGUUGAGGAGGAGUUGGAAUGGCCGCUUUCGCAGCUUGUAAGCUGCUGGUGGGGCGAUUCAGGGGCAUUUCCCAUACUGGUUUCUCGAGAUUGGGCUCAUUUGGCUCAUCGCCCGGAUCGGGGGUUCGAUAUUACUCGGGUCCGGCUCUGCGAUGUAGACAGUUUUCUCAACUCGUUAACGGAAAGCGGUUGCUUCUGGUGGACACAUUGGCCUUAGUUCGGAGGCUGGAGGAAGAAGGCAUACCAACCAAACAAGCCGAGGUGAUAACGUUAGUGAUAACCGGCGUGUCGCAUGAGAGCAUGCAAAACGUGUCUUGCUACUUCGUUUCGAGAGAGGAGAUGCAGAAGGUUGAAAUGGCUCAAGAAUCCAACAUGUCCAAAUUCAAGUCUGAGGUCCAGAGUUCACAGGGCCACCACUUUUCCUUGCUGCAACACGAGACCGAGAAACUACGCAGCGAUAUGGACAAAUUGCGGAGCGAGUUGAGGUACGAAAUCGAUAAAAUCACAGCCGGGCAGCGGCUGGAUUUGAAUCACGAAAGGGGGCUGAUAAGGGAGGAUCUAGCGAGUCAAAACGCCGAAACUACGAACCUCACUAGCAAGCUCGAUCGGGAAAUUCAUGCCCUGAGGGCACAGUUGGAAGCUGCGAAGUACGAUCUGAUCAAAUACUGCAUUGGCACUCUCGUGUCUAUCUCUGCUGUUGGUCUCGCCACCAUCCGGAUCUUGAUGUAGGAAUUCAUUUGAAUGCUGGAUGAGAAAGUACGGCUUUGUGCUCUUCUUUAGCUGCAACUUCAAACUUGUCGUUCUACAAGAAAAGCAAGAAGCUAUCCAAGUCUCUCCUGUAUAUUUAGUGGCCCUAUGAUACGAUUACAUGUAUUAUUGGUGGCGUGAAUUUUGUCAUUUGUGUAGAACUGAAAUAUACAUUUUACUGCAGAUUAUGCGUUAAACCGUA